Messenger RNA from Paramisgurnus dabryanus, 4909 nucleotides. The record is from RefSeq and is a predicted model, not a curated record. Lineage: Eukaryota; Metazoa; Chordata; Actinopteri; Cypriniformes; Cobitidae.
CACCUUUUGCUUGCCACAAAAAACGUCCAGCUGAACCGGGCAGCCUCUCGUGUACUCCGUGUCAGUUUGGGGAGGUAGUGCAAUCCUCGGCAGUGUACUGAGACUGCACUAACUGCUCCUGUCAGUACUGGACAUAUCCGGAGAAUGGACAAUACGCAGACGAGAUAAUAAAGAAACAUCGCACCUGUGACGAGAUUCGCGUUUAAAAGUUUUUUGGAAAUUGAAUUGAAUUUGACGCAGGAGAAAAUCUUACGGUUGUCGUCUGUGUUCAUCCAUAAUGACAGCCGAAAAGGAGAAAAAGAGGCAUCCAUCAGAAAGGCGCAAGGAAAAGUCUCGUGAUGCAGCACGCUGCAGGCGCAGUAAAGAGACGGAGGUAUUUUAUGAACUAGCUCACCAGCUCCCGUUACCCCACAGCAUCAGCUCACACCUGGAUAAAGCCUCCAUCAUGAGACUAGCCAUCAGUUUUCUGCGAACACGCAAACUCUUCAAUUCAGGCCGCAGAGUUCAACAAACUCGGUCAAGGGAUGACAGCCAGAUGGACAGUCUAUAUCUGAAGUCUCUGGAAGGCUUUGUUGCCGUGGUAACAUCAGAUGGGGACAUGAUAUUCCUGUCGGAAAAUGUCAGUAAAUACAUGGGCCUCACACAAGUGGAAUUGACGGGUCACAGCAUCUUUGACUUUACACAUCCUUGUGAUCACGAAGAAAUCAGAGAAAAUCUCAGCAUUAAAUCUGGACCUGCCUAUGGCAGAAGAGGUAAAGAUAUGAGCCCAGAAAGAGAUUUCUUUAUGAGGAUGAAGUGUACGGUCACCAACAGAGGUCGCACUGUCAACCUCAAGUCAGCCACAUGGAAGGUGUUGCAUUGCACGGGGCACCUGCAAGUGUGCAGCAGCCACCCACCUCAAGUCCUGUGUGGAUUUUCAGAACCGCCCCUCACAUGCGUUACUAUGCUGUGUGCACCAAUCCCACACCCCUCUGCUGUGGACACACCCCUCGACAGCAAGACGUUUAUGAGCAGACACAGUAUGGAUAUGAGGUUUAUUUACUGUGAUGAAAGAGUAAGCAGUUUGAUUGGCUACAGACCAGAGGAACUUCUCGGGCGUUCUGUGUAUGAGUUCUGCUAUGCUUUGGACUCUGAGAGCAUGACAAGGAGCCACCAAAAUCUUUGUAAUAAGGGUCAAGUGGUGAGUGGCCAGUACAGAAUGUUAGCCAAACAUGGAGGCUACGUUUGGGUGGAGACUCAGGCAACUGUCAUCUACAACAAUCGCAACUCCCAACCACAGUGCAUCAUCUGCAUCAACUACAUCCUGAGUUCUGUCGAAGAGCAAUCUGUCAUCUUCUCCAUGGAUCAGACCGAGUCUCGGUUCAAGCCGUACCACUUGCAUAACACCGAAGAACUGUUCAGUCAGGGUGGAGCAGACUCCGUUUUAGAACCUCAGGACCUUUUCACUAAGCUCAAGACAGAGCCUGAAGAGCUAACCCAGUUAGCACCCAUGCCAGGAGAUGCCGUCAUUGCCCUGGACUUUGAAAGGCCACAGUUUGAAGAACCGUCUUUCUUACCCGAGUCUACAAAGAUGCCUCUAAGGCAAUCAUGGGUUGUUGACACCCCUCCUGACAGAAGUCCUGAUGGUAGCUUUUCCAAAUUGUCUGCGGCCUUCACAAUGCCACAGGUACAUCCUGCCGGCAAGACCACACCCUGUUCCACGCCCUGCUUAAGCAGAUGCAGCAGUUACUCCACACUCAGCAGUCCGAUAGUUUACUGUGACAAGGAUCUAAAGGUGGAGAUGACAGAGAAACUAUUUGCCCCUGAAAAUGUGGCAACAAAUCCCUCAGACUGCCAGCUGGACUUCAGCGAUCUGGACCUUGAGACUCUUGCUCCCUACAUUCCCAUGGACGGUGAGGACUUCCAGCUGCACCCCAUCUGUCAGGACGAGCCUGUUUCUAACACAGGUCCAGGCCCGGGCACAGCCCUCCAGCACACUUUCAACAACAUAGCUGACCUCUUUCAGCCCUUGGGCCCAUUCCCUUCUGACAACAAGAGCAGUUCUAACACAUGUCCAGACCCAGUUCAUAUGCAACCCUAUCAAAAUGCACUCGACGUCCCACUCUCCUCUAAGAAGGGCAGCCAGGUUUUUCGAUGGCCGUCGGACCCAUCCUCACAGUAUGAGCAUACAGAGAUUAGACGCAUGGAUGAACAGAACACAGAAGAUCGAAGACAAACGUAUAAUUUCACUGCAGCACUGCCAGAGCAAAGGUACUUUGAGAACUUUGGCCCUGUACAGAAAGACAUGAGCCUGGGGCAGGCCGCUCUCAUCAACAGCUUUAAACGGAAAAGACAGUUCAGUUCCUCGUGCUCCUUCUCUGACAUACCGAAGGAGAUGGUUCCUUACCAUGAGACUGCAGAUGUUAAGAGAAUGAAGACGUUGAACGUGGACAGCUGUGUUUUCUCUGUCAGGAAGUGUCUUAGCACGAGUGUGCUUACAGAUAAAUCGUGUAUGCAAAGUGGAAUUGAUGGUCCUCUCCCUCUGAGAGACUAUAGAGUGAGAUCGGAAGAUUUUAAACAGCAUCGUACACAGUCGUUCUGCCCUCCCGACAACAGACAGUACCAUGUGCCGCCUUCACCCAAACACAGAGGAAUGAUAAGUCAGUUACUGGCCCCAUCUUUCGACACAUACUGCCUUCCGGAGAUUACACGGUAUGACUGUGAGGUAAACGUGCCUCUACAGGGAAACCUGCAUCUUUUGCAGGGCUGUGACCUUCUGAGAGCCCUCGACCAGACAACGUAGAUCCUGAGCUUUUGUUCCUUUCAUCUUUGUUGAUAUCCGCUGUUUUCUUCUAUCAGCCUUUAUUUAGACCUGUUUGUAUAUUUUCCUGUGAGAUGUGUAAUAUUUUAAUAUAUAAUUUUUUAAUCAGAUUGUUACUUGUUUAAAAUGUGUUCAGAUAUUUCAUUUCUGUGCCGACUCAUAAUCUUCGAAAGCUGUUCCUAAUAGUUACAGUCAGAUUUACUGUUGUGCAUUAUAUAUAUAGCCUAUAUAUCAAAUAACUACAAUAUAUUACAUUAAUAUAAACAGUACAGUAGUUUAACUUAUUCAUGCAGCUCUGAAUACAUACAGGGAAUAAAAAUUCCAUGUUUGUAUGAAACAAAGAAAGUCAGUGUUUUGCCAAGACUAUGGCCUUGAACGCCUUGAACUUGUACCAGCAAAAAAGUUGCAUUGAUCUAUGUAGCUCCAAAACAUGUCUGUUUUACAAUAUAGCACAUUAAUAUUUAACCCACGUUCCUAUGCGUAUAAUCUAAACUUUUCUCCACAUUCCCCUAUAACGCAAUCAUUAUGAUAAAGACGCUAUUUUAAGGAUAUAGUUUCUCUGUCAUCUCAAGCACUUUAUUUUAAAAGAUGCAAAAGGAACCUCGAUGUUGUCUGUAGUAGACUAAAAUGUAAAGAAGCAGGUUUAUUCCUGGUGUAGUGGUUUGUCACAUUUUAUCCCACACUAGCCAACCACUACCUUUUAUAACUGUAAUAAAGGUAGUGCUUUAAUAACACUAUAGCUGUAACUAUAAAGGCUUAUGUAUAUUUUUCCAUACAAACAUAUCUAUUGUGUCUACAGUCUGAGAUCAGAGUUGUGUGUUCUGAUGUCUGUAACACGUAAAGAAAUGUUUGUAUUUGGUGUUCAAAAGUGCCUUGGUACUUGUCUACCCCUUAGUAGACUGAGAUGAAUUUGUAGCUUUCUCCUUUAUAUGUAUAUAUAUAUAUAUAUAUAUAUAUAUAUAUAUAUAUAUAUAUAUAUAUAUAUAUAUAUAUAUAUAUAUAUAUAUAUAUAUAUAUAUAUAUAUAUAUAUAUAUAUAUAUAUAUAUAUAUAUAUAUAUAUAUAUAUAUAUAUAUAUUUAGCAGUUUAAAGUUAUUAUAUUUUGUAGUAAUUUGUGAUGUGUAUCACCUUCUGGUGAUACUCUGUAUUUUGUGGGUUUCUUUACAGAAGAUAUGCUUAUGAAAGAUUGUAUCACUGUAAAAACAGAAGCUGUUCUUAAAAAUUAUGCUACUUACAAAUCAUUCAUUCUGAUAUUCAAUGUAUGUUGCUUUUAAUUUUGCUUUGUUGUAUUGUUGUUCGUAUAUUUUGCCAGGCUACUAUAAGCUAGUGAUUUUACUGUAACUUUGGCCCUUAUGAUGAUGACAUUAUCUGUUUUCCCACUGAUUCAGUUCUUAUAGAUUUUCACUGGCUGACCACACGCACAAACACACAAUUACACAUUACUGAAUGCAAGGCGGGAUUGUAAAUGGGGCCAGUGGCCCGGUUGCUACAUACAGCACUGACUGUGUAUACAGAAGCUAAUAUUUUUGCAUUAAACGCAUUAUCCCCUUUAAAUGUGAAGACAUUUUAAGUGUAAGAUAAUUUGCUUUUUGCAGAUAACGUGACCCAAAUACAUAUGCUAUAAACGAUGUCUGAGAUCUCAAAUUUUUUAUGCACUAUAUGCCCAAUCUAAGAUUCAAGUAGGAUUUAUAAAAAUGACAAAUGCUUUAGAAACGAGCUUGGCAAUCUGUUGAGAAAUGUUUGUUUUUGCAUUUUAAAAAACAGUGUUGAUUCAAACUUAAAGCUUUCUAAUACAGGGGCGGUUUUGCUGGACAGGGCUUAUCCUAAUCCCAGACUAAAAUGCAUGUUUAUGCCUUAAUUUAAAAAUCUUGCACUGACAUAUCUUAAUAUAUAUAUCAGUGCCAUUGUUUUGUCUCAAGAUGCACAUCAGUAAUGUUUUUUUUAAGGUAUGUCCUAAAAUAACAAAGCCUAGUCCUGGAUUAAUCUAAACCCUGUCUGGGAAACUACCCUGUUAGAUAUGAUUUGUGUAUAGGUUGUUCUUCUGUAUGGAAGUCUAAGAUUGUUACAUAAGUGAUUAUUUUAAAAAUAAAAAUAAAUAAAUUUGUGUUUA